Messenger RNA from Caenorhabditis briggsae, 2076 nucleotides. The transcript has a single exon. The record is from RefSeq and is a predicted model, not a curated record. The coding region runs from base 1 to 2076 and encodes 691 amino acids. Lineage: Eukaryota; Metazoa; Nematoda; Chromadorea; Rhabditida; Rhabditidae.
AUGAAGAACAGUGGAAACAACACAGGGAAAUUAAUAUUAUUAGUUUUAGUUAUACUUAGUUUUAGUUAUACUAAAGAAAAACCUACUCAGAAUUCUUCUUCAGAAGAAAAUAAGGAACUUUAUGAAAUCAGAUUCUUGGAUAGUUUUGGGUUCAAUCCUGCAUCAUUAGAUUGCUUAAGUAAAAAUUUAGAUGAUGAUCAGUGCGUAAUAAGUAAACGAUAUUAUGAUUCAUUUGGAACCAUUUCUGAAAUUAGUGAAAAUGAAGAUACUUGUCAAAUGAUUCCUUCUAAAAAUGGGGUCUUCGAGCUAAUGAGAAAAAAAGGAAUUAAUCCCUAUGAAUACAUGGAUUCUUUCAAAAAAUAUGAAUAUACUGAAAUUCCUUCAAUCAACAAAUUUGAUGAUAGUUUGAAUAAUAAAAAAUGUACUGAAGAAGAAUAUUUAUAUGCACAGCAAGUAUGGAAUGAAAUGAAAUGUCAAAAUUUAAGGGAUUAUACAAAUAUUUAUAUGAUCAAUGAUGUAUUAUUAUUAGCAGAUGUAUUUGAAAAUUUUAGAAAUCUGAGUAUGAAAGAAUAUGGACUUGAUCCGUGUUGGUACUAUACAUCACCUGGAUUAUCAUGGGAUGCGAUGCUUAAAAAAACUGAAGUCAAAUUAGAAACAAUUGCUGAUAAUGAAAUGUAUCUUUUCAUUGAGAAAGGAAUAAGAGGAGGUAUGGUGAAUGCUGUAAAAAGAUAUGCAAAAGCAAAUAAUAAAUAUAUGAGUGAAUACAAUCCUAAUGAUAAAAGUAAAUAUUUAUUAUACCUCGACGCUAACAAUUUGUAUGGAUGGGCGAUGAAUCAAAAACUACCUUAUGGAACAUUUGAGUUUGUAGAAGGUAUAGAAAACUUACAAACAGAAAAUAAAAUUAAACAAUUCAUUAAUCGAUUGAAUGAACAAGAAAAAGGUUGCAUUUUAGAAGUUGAUCUUGAAUACCCUCAAGCAAUACAUGAUCAACAUAAUGACUUCCCUUUAUGCCCACAAAAUGUAAAAAUUAAUCGACAAAACAUAGCAAAAUUAACAAAUACUCUUUUUGAUACACAAAAAUAUGUAAUACAUUACAAAAAUCUACUUCAAGCAUUGAAAUAUGGUUUGAAAUUAAAGAAAGUUCAUAGAAUUUUAACGUUUAAAGAAAGUAAUUGGAUGGCUUCUUAUAUAGAAUUAAAUACAAAUCUAAGAAAAACGGCUAAAAAUGAUUUCGAGAAAGAUUUCUUUAAAUUGAUGAAUAAUUCUGUAUUCGGUAAAACGAUGGAAAACGUUCGUGGACGUGUUGAUAUUCGAUUAACUAUGGACGCAAAUUAUAUUGUUAGAUUAGCUAGCAAACCAAAUUUUAAAAGAACUAUAAUUUUAAAUAAUGAAUUAGCUGCUGUUGAAAUGAGUAAAACAAAUGUUAUUUUUGAUAAACCUAUUUAUGCGGAUUUUAGUAUAUUAGAAUUAAGCAAAUAUUUAAUGUACGAAUUUCAUUAUGAAGUAAUGCAAAAAAGAUACGGUAGAACCAUUACAGAAGGGAAUAAAAUAAGGUUAUGUUACCAGGAUACUGAUAGUUUAAUUUAUGAAAUUGAAACAGAAAAUGUAUAUGAAGACAUUAAAGAAAUUAAAGAAUAUUUUGACUUCAGUGAUUAUCCAGUUGAACAUCCGCUUUAUGAUACAUCAAAUAAGAAGGUGAUUGGUAAAUUCAAAGAUGAAUUAAAUAGUGAUAUUAUGACAGAAAUAGUAGCACUUCGUCCCAAACAAUAUGCUUUUAAAAAAGAGAAAGGAGUAGAAACUAAAAAAUGUAAAGGAAUAAAGAAAAAUAUUGUGAAAACACUAACAACUGAUGAUUAUACAAAAUUUCUAUUUGAAAAUGGUAUUGUUAGAAAAGAGCAAGUACUUAUUAGAUCAAAAAAGCAUGAAAUCUAUACCAUGAAACAAAAUAAAGUUGCAUUGAAUAAUGAAAAUACUGAAGAAUUUCGUCAAGAAUACAAGCGUUAUAUUAUGAAAAACAAUGAAGUAGAUACUAUUGCUUAUGGUCACUAUUCCAUGGAAAGCUCGUACCGAAAAUAA